AUGCUAAACAUGUCAUCUUCUUUAGAACAACUCAAGAAUACCGGAACCGUUGUCGUUUCUGACACUGGUGACUUUGAGUCCAUCGCCAAAUACAAGCCUGAAGAUGCUACUACCAACCCCUCUUUGAUUUUGGCCGCCUCCAAGAAACCCCAAUAUGCUGCUCUUGUCGACGCCGCCGUCGAAUAUUCGAAGAAGAAGGGUGGUUCUCUCGAGGAAAGAAUUGAAAACGCUUUUGACCGUCUUCUCAUUGAGUUCGGUACCAAGAUUCUUGCCAUCGUCCCCGGCCGUGUUUCCACUGAAGUUGAUGCUCGCUUUUCUUUCGAUACCAAGACUACCAUCGAAAAGGCCCAUCAAUUGAUUAAGCUUUACGAAGAAGAAGGUAUCAAGCGUGAACGUGUUUUGAUCAAGAUUGCUUCCACCUAUGAGGGUAUCCAAGCCGCUAAGCAGUUGGAACAAGAAGGUAUCCACUGCAACUUGACCCUCCUUUUCUCCUUCGUCCAAGCUGUCGCUUGUGCUGAAGCCAACGUUACCCUCAUUUCUCCUUUCGUUGGCCGUAUCCUUGAUUUCUUCAAGGCCAAGAACAACCGUGAUUACGCUCCUCACGAAGAUCCUGGUGUCCUUAGUGUCAGCCAAAUCUACAACUACUACAAGAAAUACAACUACAAGACCAUUGUCAUGGGUGCUUCCUUCCGUAACAUCGGUGAGAUCCAGGAGCUUGCUGGUGUCGAUUUCUUGACUAUCUCUCCCGCUCUUCUUGAACAACUGAAUAACAGCCAAGAGCCUGUUCCCAAGAAGCUUGAUGCCUCUCAAGCUCAUGGUCUUGACAUUGAAAAGGUCUCUUUCCUUAACGACGAGUCCAAGUUCCGUUUCAACUUUAACAACGAUGAAAUGGCCGUCAGCAAGUUAGCUACCGGUAUCAGUGCCUUCGCCAAGGAUGCCGAUACUCUUCGUGGUCUUUUGAAGGAAAAGCUCCAAGCUUAA
Messenger RNA from Schizosaccharomyces osmophilus, 981 nucleotides. RefSeq names its product transaldolase Tal1 (gene tal1). The record is from RefSeq and is a predicted model, not a curated record. Gene Ontology annotation, biological process: carbohydrate metabolic process; pentose-phosphate shunt, non-oxidative branch; pentose-phosphate shunt. Gene Ontology annotation, molecular function: transaldolase activity. Bases 1 to 981 code for a protein of 326 amino acids. Lineage: Eukaryota; Fungi; Ascomycota; Schizosaccharomycetes; Schizosaccharomycetales; Schizosaccharomycetaceae. The transcript has 2 exons. Gene Ontology annotation, cellular component: cytoplasm; intracellular anatomical structure.